CACCUGACUGGUAACUGUGUGAGUGCGCCAAUCAGCAGCCACCAGGUGUGAUGAGUUUACACAGAGUGAAGCGUCUCUAAGGUUUGGCAGUGUUGCAGCAACAGGGAUUUUAUUUUUUCUGUGGGUCUCCAUGGCUUGGCUUGGAUUUGCGUUGUUGUUGCUACUGGUGGUGGUCCGUGGAUGGGAGCGGGACGACGAAAAACAACUUUUCAAAGCCCCCACAGCCUUGUCAGAUGACGAGGAAGAUGACAGUUUGGACAUCGGUGACUACGACGACUAUGAUGAGGACGCCGACCCGUCGGUCCAAGUGGAUGCAUUAGACUACCAUCCAGGAGAGCUAGGUGGCUUAACAGAUGAGGAGGAAGACUCUCCAGCAGGCCGGACAAGCACAACCAAUCCAAGUCAUGAAGGCCUUCAAGUAGUGUGCGGCGAAGCUGGCUUCCAUAUCAAUUUACCAGCUGGGCAACAAAGUCUCCUGAAAGUUUUAGGCUCUAAAGAACUGCAUCCUGUCAAUCCUGUCGAAGAGACCUGUGGGGCGAAUGUGACCAAUCUCCAGAACAACUUGACUGUGCCCUACACCGGAUGCUUCGUGGAGACUACCAACAGCUACAGCCUGCAGCUGUUGUACGUCGACAAACUCGGUCAGGCCCAAGUCGCCACAGUCGUGUGUGACCCAAGCCUGACCCCGGACCCUGUUUUUAUGCCUCGCUCUGGUGUCGAGCCCACCAGUUCUUCAAAAUGCAGAACUCCGCCGCCAUUGACAUCAGCAAAGGCACAAAAUUGUGCCGUGACUUCUGAGCAGCAGCUGGCUUGUGGACAAGCAGGAAUAUCACCCAAUGCUUGUGACACCAUGGGAUGCUGCAUGGACCCGACCACAUCCAAGUGCUUCUAUCCAAUGGAUGAGUGCACGCUGGAUAAGCACUUUGUUUUCAUAAUCAAAUCCAUGUACGCCUCCAUGCCUCUGGACCCCACAGAGCUGGUGAUCCCGGGAACCAGCUGCAAGCCGGUCCUUGUGAACGCCAAGUUUGCCAUCUUUAAGUUCAAAGUGACGGAAUGUGGAACGCACACUUAUGACGUAGGCAUGACGAGGUUCUACUUGGCUGAAGUGCAGACACUUGUCAAAGCGCUCAACCUCAAAUAUGGUAUCAUCACAAGAAGUGAUCCAUUAAGAUUCUUGAUUGAGUGUCGCUACAAUAUUUCCAGUAACGCUAAGCAGCCUCUGGCAAGUGUUGGCUACAUGGUGAAGAUCCCCACUAGCAACCUGCCAUCAUCCAUCCACUCUGGUGGCUUAUAUUCAGUUCAGUUGAAGAUCGCUACUGAUAUGACCUACUCCACUUUCCUGCCCUCUUUCCCAACCUUGCGCUUUGUCCUGGACAAACCUGUUUUUUUGGAACUGAGCUUGUGGUCUCCCAAACCCAAUGCAGUCAUUCUGGUUAGAUACUGCCUAGCGUAUCCUCGGUCCGCAAAGAAUGCUCUGGUGCUUGUUUACGAAGGGUGUGCAAACCCUUAUGACCCAAAUGUGUCCAUCCUGCAAGUGAGCGGCUUGCCCCGCAAUCGCCAUCAGAGGCGUUUGGUGGUCAAUGCUUUCCAGUUUAUGGAUGUCAAAACUAAGAAAUACUUGGAUGAAGAAAUCCUUUUCAUGUGCUCUUCGGAGGUUUGUUGGCCAGACGAGACCACUUGCGAAGAGCAGUGCUUUGAUGGAAAGGAACCAUGAGGACAUCCUACAAGACUCACAUGGACUUUCCCCUUGUAAUGUUUUAUUGUACAGUAAACCGAUGGACAAAUGUUUCAUCGUCUGCAAUUUCCUCCAUGCAAGAAUUAAAAUUAUUUAACAGUAGAA
Molecule: messenger RNA, 1840 nt
Organism: Nerophis ophidion (straightnose pipefish)
Lineage: Eukaryota; Metazoa; Chordata; Actinopteri; Syngnathiformes; Syngnathidae
Product: zona pellucida sperm-binding protein 4-like
Exons: 12
Coding region: 131-1714 (527 amino acids)
Biological process (GO): prevention of polyspermy; binding of sperm to zona pellucida
Cellular component (GO): egg coat
Molecular function (GO): acrosin binding; structural constituent of egg coat
Source: RefSeq, a predicted model, not a curated record